This is a messenger RNA of Triticum urartu, 2015 nucleotides long. The record is from RefSeq and is a predicted model, not a curated record. NCBI's taxonomy places the organism in Eukaryota, Viridiplantae, Streptophyta, Magnoliopsida, Poales, Poaceae.
AGCAAGGAAUUUGAAAAAGGAAUCAGACACCUACAAACCGGUCGAAUCAACCACCACAUUUAGAGGAGAGAAUUCCUUAUUUGGCCCUUUCUUAAAUUUUGGUUCCCUUUUUGGCCCUAAAAAUUUAUGUUUUCCUUUUUUGACACCCUAACUUUAUUUUCUUCCUUUCAUGACACUUCCGUCGAUUUUUGCCGUUAACACCAUCAACUAUGACAGGAAAAGUCGUUUUACCCCUUCUUUAUAGCACGCUAAAAAAAUAAUAACAACCCCCCCCUUCUGCCCCCGAUUCCCCUUCUCCUCCCCGAGACCUAAACCUAGCACAGCGGCGGCACGAGCGAGGAGCGAGGCACCCAGCGGCGGUGGCGCGAGCAAGGCACCCAGCGGCGGCACAUGGAGGAGGGCGAGGUGGACGAGGGCCAUGGGCGAGGCGGCCAUGGUGGGGAGGCAGGGGGCGGCCAACUCUUGGAGGACGGGCAAGGCGGCCAUGGUGGGGAGGCGGGGGGCGGCCAACUCCUGGAGGAUGGGCGAGGCAGCCAUGGUGGGGAGGCAACCCAAAAAAGGCUAGAAAGGAUAUCAAAUGCUUCUGUUUUGAUAAGGUUAUUGAUUCCGACUUAACAAAUUAUAAGGACUUGGUUGAAUCAAUCGUAGAGCAGUACUCGCCUCGUUAUUUGGAAGUUGCACAUGUUCAGUAUUAUGAUGAUGUUCUUAAAAUCUACCCCGAAGUAACAUCUGACCAAGAAUUGGUGUCGAUGUUUGAGAAACACUCUAAGACAAAGGUUGUGCACAUGUUUGUUGCAUAUUGUGAUCCAUCAGAACCAUAUGAGCCUAUAACGGAGUGGCAUAGUGAUGCGCAUAGCCAACCUAACAACAUAAAACAAGAUGAUGAUGAUGAUGAUUAUCUUCGCAACCUAGUACCUGAGAAUGAGCAUGUUGGUGUUGAUGAGGAAAAUAUUUAUUUAGAGGAUGAACAUGUACCUCUUAUCAUGGUUCCUUGUUCCAACAAAGAAAAGGACAAAGACUAUGUUCCUGAUCAUGAGAGCGAGGCUGAGAGCGAGGUUGAGAGCGAGGAUGAGAGCAUGUCAGAGGUUGAAGUAGAGGAAGAUGAGGAAUAUCACGAGGCAGAUCAUGCACCACACAUUGAAUAUAAUAAAUUAGAUCCUCCAAUGAACGAAGGAAGAAAAUAUCCCAAUAUGGCGGAGUUUAAAUUGGCGCUUUCUCAGCAUGCAAUCAAACAUGAAUUUGAGUUUGACACUGAAAAGAGUGCACCACAUAGGUUCAGAGCUUAUUGUUCAAGAAGGGAUGAAGAUAAGUGUCCAUGGAGGAUAUAUGCUUCUACAAUGGAAGAUGAGUGCACAGUAAUGGUGAGAAAGAACCCUUGUGGUCAUGAUUGCUCUAGUACAAAAAGAAAAAAGAAGUUGAAGAAUGCAAACACGCGGUGGAUAUGUGAGCAUGUGAAGGACUGGCUAAUUGAGGAUGCAACUCUAGGACCAAAGGCAUUGCGAAAGAAGCUUAAAGAGCAUCAUGGAAUCGACAUCAACUCUAAGAGAGUCUAUAUGGGUAAGCUGCUAGCCUUGAAGGAACUAUAUGGUGAUUGGAAUACAAGCUUUGAUAAUCUUUAUAGUUUCAAGUCGCAAAUUGAAAGUUGCUGCCCCGGUAGCAUAGUGAUCAUUGAUCAUCACACAAUAAAAGAUAAAAUCAGAUUUAAAAGAAUUUUUGUUGCUUUGAAGCCUUGCAUCGAUGGGUUUCUUAAUGGCUGCAGGCCAUACUUGGCAGUAGAUAGCACCUUCUUGACAGGCAGGUUCAAGGGGCAGCUGGCUAGUGCUACCGCCGUUGAUGGCCAUAGUUGGAUGUAUCCAGUUUGUAUGGGUGUUUUUGAUUCUGAAACUAAUGAGAAUUGGACCUGGUUCAUGCAAAUGGUUAGACAAGCCAUAGGAUCCCCAAGGGGUUUAACCAUAUGCACCGAUGCUGGGCAACCAGUGAUGACAGGUGUAAAAGAAGUGUUCCCAAGAGGCUGA